UUCUCGUAAAGCUCCCCAUGGUAUUCUUGCGCCUGAAAUUUACGGGAAUAAAAUGCUUGGAAUAUUUCUUUCAGAAAAUUAUGUAGAUCUAUUCACUUUGCGUUGAUUACGUAAUUGUCACAUAACUAAAGCCCGGAAACGAGGCCGGCUAUUUUCUAUUAUCAUGAAACAAUGAAUGGCGGAUUAAUGUUGUUUUGGUGAAGUUAGGCCGAAACUACGAGAAUGGAUUUUGGCGAUUGUGGGUUAAAUACUGACCUUUGCUUUAACCGUCUGAAUUGAAGGGCAUUGAUAACGGUUCUGAGCGCAUUACAAAACCAGAGGUAAGAUGACAAGCUCAUCUUUAGAAGCUACAAGUUUGGUUGAGCCGAUAUCUAAAAGGACCGGCCCACUGGUAUCUGCUAUGGAUGAAGUUGACAAAUUGCAAGGACUUUUUCGCCAAGAGACCUCAUACAAAAGCUCUUCUGAUGACCUAUUUAGUGAGGAGGAUUGUGUUGGUUCCCAUUGGUUUUCAAAACAAGAGGAGCUGGUAACUUGUUUACUUAAGAUGAAAGACCUAAUGGAAGAGGCUGAAUUAGAAAGCAUGCGUCUGAAGGAGGAGAAGAAAAUGUUAACAAAAAGAAUUGGGGAGUCGUUGGUAACGGUCAACUCGGAGAUGGACGCUCUUAAAAAGCAAUUACGUGACCAAGAUAUGAUGUUAAAAGAAUUAGGAGCAACGCCAAUGUCUUAUUCAGGUCAUGAAGCUGUAAAAUCGGCAGAUUAUAAAUCAGGAUUGUCUGUUCUAGUCGCAGAGCAAACCGAACAAAUCAUUUCUCUUCAGAAGAAACUUUUGACCUACGAACAAGAAAACAGCGAUUUACGAAAGCGCAUUUAUUCUGGAAAAACGUCUGAUGAUGUCAAUUGUGACAAUUGCAACCGACUCAGGGAGUAUGCUGGUGGUUUGGAAAUCAAGCUACAAAAGCACAAAGACAUGCUGACAGGAAAAAGAAAGGAAAUCAAGUCUUUGAAAUCAGAGAAAUUAGAGCUGUUAGAUCAGAUGAAACAGCUCUAUGGCACACUUGAAGAUAAAGAAAAAGAGCUACGGGACUUCAUUAUCAAUUAUGAACAAAGAAUGAAAGAUGGCGAGGAAACAAUCCAAGGGCUUAUUGCAGACAAGAAAAGAGUGGAAUCUGAGCGCUGGAAUUUUCUUCAAAGAGCUACAGAAAGUUCAGAAAGAUGUAUAACAUUGAAAACAGAGCUUGAUAAUCUUCAAGAUCAAUUGAAAGGUAAGGAUGGAGAAUUAAAGGCAAAAGAUAAAGAAUUACAGAAGUUAAGUCAGAGCAACACCCAUGAAGAAUCAAUGGUGGAAUUUUUCGGCCUUUUUGGGAGGCAGACAUCUGGAACAUCAAGGAGUUACAUAACAUCUGAUACAGAAGAAACGACAACGAAUUUAUCCUCAGUUUAUCAAAAUCAAGAAUCCAUUGAGCAGAAUGUGUUGUCGCAUGAAUCUUCCAUCAGAAGGCCACAGCAGCUGACGAUAGAUACAAAUCUAGGUCAAGAUGACCCCAUCCUCGCUUGUUCCACACCUGUGGCGCCCUCAGGUUCUGACACGCAGUACCUAUCGCUUGGGACACCUGACAUGGCGCGCGAGGAAACCACCUCUUCCAAAGAACGCGUGAACAGUUCGUCGUUCUCUUAUGACAAUUUCGAGCUACGCGCGGACAAGCGUUCAGCCUCUUCAGAGCUACCACGGCCUGAUGAAAGAAAAUCACCUGUUGUCCGUCGUGCAUCGUCGUUUAAACGUAAAGAAACGCCGCACCGGUCUCAGUCUCAAAGAUACGAAAAGUUCAAGCGAAUAGAAUCACCAAAAUCACACAGCAACGAUGAAGGAAAACCUAAAGAACCGGUUGUCUCGAAUGGUGCGGUUGUGCGGAGACAAAGCUCAACAAAUAGGAGGCCUAGAACCUUUCAUCCAGAUCUCUUUGACAGUAUUCAAAGUACUGCAGUGCCAGUGUCACCAGCAGAAGAAGUCAAACCAGAGUUCCGGACACCGCAACUGCGCGAGCCAAGAUCGCCGCGCCGCAAGACACUUGGCGGAACACUUUCACGAAUGUUUGGUAGAGACAAAGAUAAAGGCAGGGAUGAAUUAGGCUCCGGGUCGAGAUCCCCCGAAGAAGAAUGCUACGAUAAAUGGCAUGUAUGGGACUCACUUCAGCGUACCCCUGUACCGCUGUGGAAAUCACGUGAUGUUGUUGUUUGGCUCGAAAUUGAAUGUUGUAUGCCGAUGUAUGCAAAAUCCUGUGCGAAGAACAUAAAAAACGGGAAAAUGUUACUGCAGUUAUCGGACCAGGAUUUGGCUGCUGCGCUUGGUAUUACGAAUGCAAUGCACAAGCUAAAAGUCAGAAUGGCCUUAGAUGCUUAUAGAUACCCUGAAAGGCGAAACGUCAAGCUUUCCAAACUUGAUCACAUGUGGAUUGCCUUCUCUUGGCUCAAGGAUUGUGGCCUGUCUCAAUAUUCUGAGAUCUUUGAGAAAAACCUGGUCGAUGGCAGAAUGCUAAGCACGUUCACAAAGAAGGAACUGGAAAAAUUGUUUUCAAUCACGAAGAAGUUUCACCAGAUCAGCUUCUUGUGCGGUCUUCAACUUUUAAGGAAGAUGAACUUUGAUAAAGAGGCCAUGAAUCUACGAAGAACAAACUGCGCCGAUGCAAAUAUUGACAUAUUAGUAUGGACCAAUGAGAGGCUGGUCAAAUGGGCAUGCUCAGUGGAUUUAAAGGAGUACGCUGAGAACCUUCGCAACACCGGUGUGCAUGGAGCAUUGAUUUCGUACGAAGAAACAUUUACAGUAGACACUAUGGCAAGCGCACUUGGGAUUCAAAUAGGAAAGAGCGCGAUUUACCGACAUUUUGUAACAGAAUUUACUCCAAUUCUAAAAGCAGCAAGGGCCAAAGUGAAGGCAGACGAUAAGCUGAAAAAUGGAAAGCAUAAAAGCUCUGGAUUAAGUCGGUCGUUUAGUUUGCGUUGGUCGCGUCGAGAACGAUCGAAAAGGCUCACGUCUUCGAGAUCAACUGGUAACAUAAAUGGCAACUCGGAACCUCCAAAAGAUGCAAACGAUAGCCAGGAUGGUAAUGUUGAGCGCAAGGGAAGCAGGCAAGCCACAUUGCUGUGAUUCUUGUAAAUAUCUUUCGUGUCAUGUCUCUUUCUAAGCUUGCAUACGUAUUCAAACGGGAUUAUACGUACUUACCCACAAGGGGGAGGGGGGCUUUAGAGCAUAGGUGUGCUGCACAGGAAUGAAGAUAUUGCUGUUUGGAGGCAUGUUCAUUGGAAACGAACUUCAAAGAUGGGAGACAUUGCCCCAAGUCCCACCGCAUUUGCCAAUCUCUAUGACUGGAUUCAAACUCUCUCAAACAAAAGAGGUUCAGCAAAGACAAUACCAUAUACCCCCGACCGACUCAGCCCUACAAUAUCUAUGUUAUUUAAUGCACUAAUAACUAGUUAGUAUUCUUGUAUUUUCGAAUGCACAGAUAAGCUUUAUAGAUAUAAACACGGAACAGGGGUUUUACUCUAAGAUAACCGUAAAUUUUACCGUUUUAUGGUAACUAAAAGAGACUACAUGUAGAUUAUAUGGGAACGAAAGCAUUCCAGUCAAGUAUCCCUUCAGUUUAUUGAUUUCCAUUUGAUAAAAUAAAUUUGUCAACUGCUUGUUUCUGAAUUUCUGUUACUCGCAGCGGUGGUUUUAGGGACUUCAGGGCCUUGAGCCGAAAUCAUCUGUAAUGCUCUCGCUCUCUACAAAUUUAAUUCUUUCUUUGGGUGCAAGCCUCUUCUGGCCUUCAAACGCACUGGACCUGGGGCCGUGCUCCUUAGUCCUACCUAAAACCGCCACUGUGUAGGUAGUUCAUCGCCCCAAAUUUAUCUUUCGUUCCAAGUUCGAAUAAGCUCUUUUCGUAUGGUCAUUAGGUUGUAACAUUUGGCUGUUUGUGAAACAAGAUACUGUACAGAACUUUGAAACUUUCAUCAAGCUUAUAACUGAAUGGUGGUAUGGCGAUUCGAAGGGUACAUUGCCCCCUUUCCCUUGUGCAGGCUCUCUCUUUUUGCAGCUGUUUAUGUGCGGUCGUUAUCUAUCGCCUUCGAGUAGAAAAAGGUCAUAAGCGAAUAAGUCAAGACAUUCCAUUCCCCCUUAAGCACACACCUACCCACUGUAGUCAAUAAACGGAUAUCACUGCAUAUUAUUUUGUACUAUAGGCAGAGGCAAGGGUUAUCAAUUUUCUUUUUUGGUUCCCUUUUAAACCAAUUGUCUGCUCUAUAUUGACACGUUUCCUGGUGCUUUUGAGACUAGUUUUAAUUUUAUGGGAGAAGAGUUAGGCAUAUGUUGUUUCCCGUUAGAUUCUAUCAUAUUAAAGUAAUGGAAAAGGGGGAAAUUUUGGAGCUUUCUGCUUCUGACGGCUGUAUUUUUUCAAUGGCAGCACAAGCUCCUAUGCAGUAAGGGGAAUAAAUGGGGGAAAGUUUUUCACCACACCCUUUUUCAAAGCCAGGGAAAGUAGCAUUUUAACAUUGUGUUAUUUUCUCUAGAUAUAUGUGAAAGGAAAUUAACCUACCAUUUUCUAGUUCCCUUUUACCAAGUUUAAGAAUAAUUUUGGAUACUAAUUUGGCCUAUCCCCCUUCAACCAUACCCCCUUCUUUGACUCCAAUAUGAGAAUUGACCCUAGCUGAAACAAUUAUGAUCCAUCCAGAAGAGUUUCUAUUGGAUAUUAAUGCAGAAUUGACAAUAAACUGCUAGCCCAAUAGCCAGUUUUUAUCAAAAAGGACCGAACUUUUAUAUUGAUGACUUUGUUUGAAAAUUUAACUGUAUCUUGUUGUGGAGAUUUAACCUUAAUACUACCAUAGAGACCUGGAUAAGCAUGUCAAGUUUUGAUAUAGUUGAAAAUAACUGAAUUCAACUGAACCCUAUUAAUAGUAACAUUUCCAUGCAGUGGCGUACCCAGGGCUGUAGCAGUGGGGCGGGGUCUAGGGCGCAGCCCCCAGAAAUUUUUUGGACCACGCCCUUCAAACACUCGCAAAUGCGGGGGAACGCCCUUUUUGCAAAAAUUUUCCCCAUUAUUUGAUCCAUUUCAGCUAUGGUAAAUAGCAAAGUAUUUUACAAUUGUUAUUGACACAAGCAUACAGUAUACUCCCCCCCCCUCCCCAAUGAGUUUUACAUCGUUUUUGGACAAAUAUCGAGGACCAUAUUUGAGGAAAGUGGGGGGUCCGGACCCCCUUUUCUCCCCCCUUGGGUACGCCACUGUUUCCAUGUCCUACACAUUUGCAUAAAUGGGUAAUAUAUUAUUUACAUAUGUAGCUAUUCAUACAACUUUUUAAAGAGUUUAGAGGAAACUGUUAGCUAUUAUUUAUUAGGAUAAUUUUAGCAAUAGAAUAUUUGUAAUUUAUGUUUUUGAUGGUUUAGCAUUGAACAUAACUCUGGUUGC
Rhopilema esculentum is the source of this 5435-nucleotide messenger RNA. Its product is annotated as kazrin. Gene Ontology annotation, molecular function: protein binding. The record is from RefSeq and is a predicted model, not a curated record. NCBI's taxonomy places the organism in Eukaryota, Metazoa, Cnidaria, Scyphozoa, Rhizostomeae, Rhizostomatidae.